This is a messenger RNA of Penicillium atrosanguineum, 1134 nucleotides long. Its product is annotated as FAD-dependent oxidoreductase. The coding region runs from base 1 to 1134 and encodes 377 amino acids. The transcript is spliced from 6 exons. The record is from RefSeq and is a predicted model, not a curated record. Lineage: Eukaryota; Fungi; Ascomycota; Eurotiomycetes; Eurotiales; Aspergillaceae. Gene Ontology annotation, molecular function: monooxygenase activity; FAD binding.
AUGACAAACGACAACAAAUUGCACAUCAUCAUCGUCGGUGGCGGCAUUGCUGGCCUCACGGCCGCAAUCGCUCUGCGCGCCUCCAACAGGAAAAUCACAGUUCUGGAGCAGUCGCGACUGAGUCGCGAAAUUGGUGCAUUGAUCUCCCUACAGCCAAAUGCUUCUCGAAUCUUGCGGAAGACGUGGAAACUCGACAAAGAAAUGGAAGAAGCACGUGGCCUAGUCGAUGAGGGCAUGCGUAUUUACGAUGUGGACGGAAAGCUCGUCAACGAAAUCCCACUCUUAUCCAAGACCGAAUAUGGCGGUGAUCGCAUCGUUUGGCAUCGAAAUGAUUUACAUACAGCUCUAAAGUCAGCUGCGACAAGUCCUAAUAGAGGGGGAGACCCGGCGACUAUUCAGGUAGCAUCGAGAGUGACUAGUUGCGAUCCUGUUGAGGGCAAUGUGACUCUCGAGAGUGGUGAAGUUUUGACGGCCGAUGUGAUCAUUGGCGCAGAUGGGAUCGCGCUGCGAAAAUAUGUACUCAACGAUGAGCCUGCAGCUAUGCCGACUGGAUCCUCUGAGAGGAUGAACGAGGAUCCGAAUUCUGGGGAAUCAUGGGUCUCGGAAGGAAGUAUGGAAAAGAUGAUGGAGAUCUUUGCGGAGUUCCCUAGCUGGGUUAGCAACAUUUUCAAACACUCGGCAAAUAUCGGGCUGUGGCAAUUACGUGACAUGGAUCCCUUAGCGACCUGGGUUCAAGGUCGCGUCAUCCUUAUUGGAGAUGCCGCUCACCCCAUGCUGCCUACACAAGGGCAAGGCGCAAGCCAGUCUAUCGAGGAUGCAGAAGCAUUGGGUGCUUUCUUUGAGGAUGUCCAAAAGGCACCAUCUCUGGAGCAGCUGGACAAUAUUUUCAAGCAAGUUUUCCAGUCCCGCUAUGAAAGGGUCAGCAUUAUUCAGGGAGCCAGUCGACAGGCCGCCAAACCCGGCACCAAGAAAGGAGAAAAGACCGUUACAAUGUAUACAACCCUGGAGACUAAUUCGAUUGUGAAUUCGCUAAUUGAGUUUUUAAUCAGGAGCCCAGCAGAUUCCAUGGAUUACAAUUGCACAUACCGAGGAGCGAAGCAAUGGGUACAUAGUCAAGCUGGAUCCGCGGUGUAG